GCAGUAGCUGCGCUUUCAGCGGUCUCAGUCACCUGUCUCCACAGGCUGUCCCCGCCCCCUCCGGUGCCUGCGCGCGCAGAGCAUCGGAGGGCGCCGGCGGGAAGGUACGCGGCGGGGUAGAAGCAGAUAAUGGGUAACUGUGUCUUUCAUUAAUCUUCAAUCACCAUGUCUAAGGAGGAGUACGCCAAGGCCGCUGACACUUCAUUUUCCUCUGAUAAACAUGCCCAGCUCAUCUUGGCCCAGAUGAACAAAAUGAGAACUGGACAGCAUUUCUGCGAUGUCCAGCUACAGGUGGGGAAGGAAACCUUUCAGGUUCACCGUCUGGUCCUGGCCGCCAGUAGUCCAUACUUUGCAGCUUUGUUCACUGGAGGAAUGAAAGAGUCCUCAAAAGACGUUGUACAGAUUCUAGGAGUUGAAGCUGGAAUCUUUCAGUUACUUCUAGAUUUCAUUUAUACAGGGCUAGUGAGCAUAGCAGUGAGUAACGUCCAGGAGCUCAUGGUUGCAGCAGACAUGCUACAGUUGACCGAAGUUGUUAAUCUUUGCUGUGAUUUUCUGAAAGCACAAAUUGAUCCUCAGAACUGCAUUGGACUCUUCCAGUUCUCUGAGCAAAUUGCCUGCCAUGAUCUUUUGGAAUUUACAGAAAAUUAUAUUCAUGUCCAUUUCUUGGAGGUUCAUAGUGGGGAAGAGUUCCUGGCACUUACAAAAGAUCAGCUGAUCAGAAUUUUACGGAGCGAAGAGCUUAGCAUUGAAGACGAAUACCAAGUCUUCUUAGCUGCAAUGCAGUGGAUUCUGAAAGAUCUGGGAAAGAGAAGGAAACAUGUGGUGGAAGUGUUAGAUCCAGUUCGAUUCCCUUUGUUACCAUCUCAGAGGCUUUUAAAGUACAUAGAAGGAGUAUCUGAUUUUAAUCUUCGAGUUGCACUGCAAACGCUCUUGAAAGAGUACUGUGAGGUCUGCAAGUCUCCCAAAGAGAACAAGUUUUGUAGUUUUCUGCAGACGUCUAAAGCUCGACCUCGGAAGAAAGCAAGAAAAUAUCUGUAUGCAGUAGGUGGAUACACGCGGCUGCAGGGGGGGCGUUGGAGUGACAGCAGAGCCCUCAGUUGUGUAGAGCGUUUCGAUACCUUUAGCCAGUACUGGACCACUGUGUCCUCACUUCAUCAGGCUCGGUGCGGCCUUGGAGUUGCAGUUUUAGGAGGAAUGGUCUAUGCUAUUGGAGGAGAAAAGGAUUCGAUGAUCUUUGACUGUACUGAGUGUUAUGAUCCAGUUACUAAACAAUGGACAACUGUUGCUUCAAUGAAUCACCCCCGCUGUGGAUUGGGAGUGUGUGUGUGCUACGGGGCAAUCUAUGCUUUGGGUGGGUGGGUUGGAGCUGAGAUUGGUGACACCAUUGAACGAUUUGAUCCUGAUGAAAAUAAAUGGGAAGUCGUUGGCAACAUGGCAGUGUCACGCUACUACUUUGGGUGCUGUGAAAUGCAAGGUUUAAUUUAUGCAGUUGGAGGAAUCAGCAAUGAGGGACUAGAGCUCCGUUCCUUUGAGGUUUACGAUCCACUUUCCAAGCGCUGGUCUCCACUUCCUCCUAUGGGAACCAGAAGAGCAUAUCUUGGGGUGGCAGCACUCAAUGACUGCAUUUAUGCUAUUGGAGGGUGGAAUGAGACACAAGACGCCCUUCAUACUGUAGAAAAAUACUCCUUUGAAGAGGAAAAGUGGGUUGAAGUUGCUUCAAUGAAAGUGCCUAGAGCAGGCAUGUGUGUUGUGGCAGUCAAUGGUCUUCUGUAUGUUUCUGGAGGCCGAUCUUCUAGCCAUGAUUUCUUGGCCCCAGGUACUUUGGACUCGGUUGAAGUUUACAACCCUCAUUCAGAUACUUGGACUGAAAUUGGUAAUAUGAUCACUAGUCGUUGUGAAGGGGGUGUUGCUGUAUUGUGACAGCGAAGGCACAGAAGCACAAGGAACAUUUUGAAAAUGUAGGUUCUGACCAUUUGCAAAUCAAACAUGUAUUUGUAAUAUGAUCUUCUGAUUCUUUUGAGUAUUCCAUAUAUUGAAUAGAUGAGUAAAGAAUGAUUUUUUUUAAAUUUGAAUGAGAAUGGAUAUGGAACAUAUCUUAAAUUAAUAAAGUACUCUUACAAUUUUUCAAAACUUAGCAACAAUACAAACCGUAUUUAUGCCUUACAGUUAUUCAGUUCUCAAUAGAAUCCUAAUUGUAAGAAUUGUUUGCUAGAAUCUUCUAGACAAUAGUGUGUUUUGGCUAUUCCUCCAGUGCCACUCAAGUGGAAACAUAGCCUGUAUAUAGUGUAAAGAUGAGACAGUUAAAAUUUUUCUAUAAUUCAUGAUUUGAUCCAGAACAUAAUUUCCCUAAUGUCACGUGACCUACAGAGAAGUCACCGAAGCUGUCCCCCAUUAUUUUAUUGGCAGCAGAAUAUUAGGAAGGGAGAUAGUGAAUAUCUGGGUUUUUUGUUUUGUUUUCUGAGACAGGGUCUCUAUGUAGCUCUGGCUGUUUUGGAACUUUCUAUGUAGACCAGGCUGGCCUCAAACUCAGAGAGAUCUGUCUGUUCCUGCCUCCUGAGUGCUGGGAUAUCUAGAUAUCUAGAUAGGUCUUGCUUUUGAUAGUCUAAGAGAAUAUUUUGCUUUGAUUCUGAGAAUGCAGGUAAGGAAUUAAUAGGUUCUUGGUGAAAGUUUUUUACUUAUUUUUAUUUAUAUGGCUGUGUGUGUACGUGUGUGUCUAUAUGUGGGCCAUGUAUGCGCAGGUGCCUGCUCUGGCCAGAAGAGGGAGGAGUAGCCCCUGGAACUGGAGUUACAGGUGUUUGUAAGCUGCCUGAUGUGGGUGCUGGGAACUGAACGAUUAGGUCCUUAGAAAGGGCUGCAAGUGCUCUUCGCUUUUGAGCCCUCUCUCUAAUCCCCCUUGAUGACAGUUGGUUUUCAGUAUAUGUGUGAGAGUUUUACCUGCAGUUUUGUCUGGAAUCUGGCAUUAAUGAUGGUUGUGAACUGCCAUGUGGGUGCUGGGGCCUUCUGGAAGAGCAGCCAGUGCUCCCAACUGCUGAGCCAUCUUUUAAGUCCAUUAUGACAGUUCUUUAUUGAAGUGGUAUGUAAUGGGUAUAAGGGUCCCACCAGGCAUCAUUUCUUAGAAGUUUCUUUAUUUCCUAGGUAGUUAUCAACUGUUUAGUUUUAGAAAGAGGGACUUUUGUUAAGAUUAUCAAGCUUUGUUUACUUGUCCUUGGGUAAGCGUAUGCAAUAGCUUACUAUACUACUACUGCCUGGUUUGGAAAAAGCUGAAUUGUAGUUACAGCUUUUGCUUGCUUUGUUUUUGAGAUAGCCUUACUUCUACAGCCCAGGUUAACAGUGAACUCUCAACAUUCUAUCUGCUUCAGCCUGCCAAGUGUAUGAGCCACCACACGUGGCUGUAGGUACAGUUUUGAGUAUCCUUAUUCUGAAGUCUGCAAGUUUUUGAAUGGGAACAUCUAAUGCAAAAAAAAA
Rattus rattus (black rat) is the source of this 3465-nucleotide messenger RNA. RefSeq names its product intracisternal A particle-promoted polypeptide (gene Ipp). The coding region runs from base 166 to 1920 and encodes 584 amino acids. The record is from RefSeq and is a predicted model, not a curated record. The transcript is spliced from 9 exons. Lineage: Eukaryota; Metazoa; Chordata; Mammalia; Rodentia; Muridae. Gene Ontology annotation, molecular function: actin binding.